This is a messenger RNA of Chenopodium quinoa (quinoa), 3364 nucleotides long. RefSeq names its product valine--tRNA ligase, chloroplastic/mitochondrial 2-like. NCBI's taxonomy places the organism in Eukaryota, Viridiplantae, Streptophyta, Magnoliopsida, Caryophyllales, Amaranthaceae. Gene Ontology annotation, biological process: valyl-tRNA aminoacylation. Gene Ontology annotation, molecular function: ATP binding; valine-tRNA ligase activity; aminoacyl-tRNA deacylase activity. Gene Ontology annotation, cellular component: cytosol; cytoplasm. The transcript has 28 exons. The record is from RefSeq and is a predicted model, not a curated record. The coding region runs from base 145 to 2997 and encodes 950 amino acids.
AAAGUGUUGCCAUCACCACAAUCUGCUGGUGAAGCUCUCAGAGGAGCACAACAAUGGCGUUACUUGCCAACCCUUUAAUCCUCUCUUCUUGCUCCAUUCGCAAAUUCAAACCUCUUAUUCUCUCUCAACGUCGCUUCUUAAUCAAUGUCUCCUCUAUUCGUUUAUCCUAUUUCAGACCUCGGCUUUUCUCCGUUUCAGCUUCGAAGAAUGAGGUGUUUACAUCGCCAGAGGUGGCGAAAUCAUUUGAUUUUGAUUGGGAGGAGCGCAUUUACAAUUGGCAAUUUAUGGCAUCUUAAAGUGGAAGUGGCUGCUUUCAGGUGGGAUUCUCAGGGUUACUUCAAACCAAAUAUGGACCAAGGAGGUGAACCUUUUGUUAUUUCUAUGCCACCACCUAAUGUAACAGGAUCAUUACACAUGGGGCAUGCAAUGUUCGUUACUCUUGAGGAUAUUAUGGUUAGAUAUCACCGCAUGAAAGGAAGACCAACAGUGUGGAUUCCUGGUACUGAUCAUGCAGGCAUCGCUACUCAGUUGGUUGUUGAAAGAAUGCUUGCUUCAGAGGGAAUAAAAAGAGCUGAUUUAGACAGAGAUGAGUUUGUUAAUCAUGUUUGGAAGUGGAAGGAGAAGUAUGGUGGAACCAUUACAAAACAAAUCAAGAGGCUUGGGGCUUCUUGUGAUUGGAGUCGAGAGCAUUUUACUCUUGAUGAACACCUAAGUCGAGCUGUGAUAGAGGCCUUUGUGAGGCUCCAUGAGAAAGGCCUAAUAUACCAAGGUUCAUACAUGGUAAAUUGGUCUCCUAAUCUUCAGACAGCUGUCUCAGAUUUGGAAGUGGAAUAUUCUGAAGAACCGGGUGCUCUCUAUCAUAUUAGAUAUCGCGUGGCUGGAGGCUCAAGGGAGGACUUUCUGACAAUCGCAACGACAAGGCCAGAGACUCUAUUUGGUGAUACAGCUAUCGCCGUUAAUCCUGAGGAUGAACGAUAUGCAAAAUAUGUAGGCUGUCAGGCAAUCGUACCAAUGACAUAUGGUCGUCAUAUCCCAAUUAUUGCAGAUAAGUAUGUUGAUAAGGAAUUUGGAACUGGUGUCUUGAAGAUAAGCCCAGGGCAUGAUCAUAAUGACUAUCUACUAGCUAGAAAGAUUGGUCUCCCGAUACUUAAUGUUAUGAACAAGGAUGGAACAUUGAAUGAAGUUGCUGGACUUUAUUGUGGGCUAGACCGUUUUGAGGCUAGGGAAAAACUUUGGAAAGAUCUCACCGAGACAGGCUUAGCUGUAAAAAAGGAACCCCACACCUUAAGAGUUCCUAGAUCGCAACGAGGUGGAGAAAUAAUUGAGCCACUUGUAAGCAAGCAGUGGUUUGUAACUAUGGAGGCCUUGGCUGAGAAAGCCCUUCAUUCCGUUGAGACAGGAGACCUGACCAUUAUUCCUGAUAGGUUUGAGAAGAUCUAUAAUCACUGGCUAUCCAAUAUCAAGGAUUGGUGUAUAAGUAGACAAUUGUGGUGGGGCCAUCGUAUACCAGUCUGGUAUAUUGUGGGAAGAGAUUGUGAAGAAGAAUAUAUAGUUGCCAGGAGUCCGGAUGAAGCACUUCAGAAGGCUCAGCAGAAGUACGGGAAGGAUGCAGAAAUAUAUCAGGACCCAGAUGUUUUAGAUACUUGGUUUUCAAGCUCCUUGUGGCCCUUCAGCACACUGGGAUGGCCUGAUGUAUCAGAUGAGGAUUUUAAAAAAUUCUAUCCAACAACAAUGCUUGAAACAGGGCAUGAUAUACUGUUCUUUUGGGUAGCAAGAAUGGUUAUGAUGGGAAUAGAGUUUACAGGAAAUGUACCUUUUCGUUAUGUAUACCUGCAUGGCCUCAUUCGAGACUCUCAAGGAAGAAAGAUGUCCAAAACACUGGGAAAUGUAAUUGAUCCUGUUGACACAAUCAAGGAGUUCGGAACUGAUGCGUUACGAUUUACACUUGCACUGGGAACUGCUGGUCAGGAUCUCAAUUUGUCAACAGAAAGAUUGACUGCAAAUAAGGCUUUCACGAAUAAAUUGUGGAAUGCUGGGAAGUUUGUGCUACAAAACCUGCCUAAUCAAAGUGAUAGUUUGGCAUGGGAAACUUUACGUGCAUUUGAGUUCGAUAAAGAAGAGUCAUUGCUGAUGUUGCGAUUGCCAGAGUGCUGGGUGGUAUCAAAACUACACAUGCUGAUUGACCAAGUGACUACAAGUUAUGACAAAUUUUACUUUGGAGAUGUUGCAAGAGAAACUUAUGAUUUCUUUUGGGGAGAUUUUGCUGAUUGGUACAUUGAAGCUAGCAAAGCUCGCCUCUACCAAGCAGGGGAUAACUCUGUGUCCUAUGCAGCAAAAGCAGUACUUCUGUAUGUCUUUGAAAACAUAUUGAAAAUUCUGCAUCCGUUUAUGCCAUUUGUUACCGAGGCUCUUUGGCAGGCAAUCCCCCAUCAAAAAGAGCCUCUGAUAGUAUCUUCAUGGCCAAAAACUUCGCUUCCAGCGUAUUCAAAUGUGAUAAAAAGAUUUGAGAACUUUCAAGCUUUGACUAGGGCUAUCCGUAAUGUUAGAGCUGAAUACUCGGUUGAGCCAGUGAAACGGAUAUCUGCAACUAUAGUUGCCAACCCUGACGUUUUCCAGUACAUCUCUGAAGAGAGAGAUGUUCUAGCUCUCCUAUCCAAACUGGACCUGCAAGCCUUGCAUUUUGCAGAAUCACUUCCAGAAGAUGCAAAUCAAUCAGUUCACAUAGUUGCCAGUGAAGGUUUGGAAGCAUAUCUUCCUCUUGCCGAUAUGGUAGAUAUCUCUGCUGAAUUGCAGCGGCUUCACAAGCGUCUUAUUAAGAUGGAAGGGGAGUAUAAGGGCCUUAAAGCUCGCCUUGGUUCUCCGCAGUUUUUGGAGAAAGCUCCCGCAGAAAUUGUCCAGGCAUCUCAAGAAAAAGCUGAGGAAAUGGAGGAGAAAAUAAAUCUGACCAAAAACCGAAUAGCUUUUCUUGAAUCUACAGUUUUGAUGACAAACAGUUAAAGCAUCUCCAGGUUAUUUGUCGGUGUUUUUGCUGUUAAGAGGAUUGUAGUAGGCUGGUAGCAUUCAAACUGAGAAUCUUAGAAGACAUUUUCUGUUGAUGACUUGAUGUUGCUGUUAAGAGGAUUGUGGUAGGCAGGUAGCAUUCAAGCUGAGAAUCUUCUAAGACAUUUUCUGUUGAUUCAACGCAACACAUCAUGCAAUUUUGACUCUCGUACAUUCAUGUAUAGUGGUAUUUAAAUAUAAAUCUUGACUUUAGCCAUUUUCAUGGUACUCCUCUCUAUUUAAGAGUCAAGGUACAUCAAUUUAGCUAAGUGAACAACUAUGUUUAACAACUAUAUUACAUAGUGAUAGUUUAAACAUUUUUUUG